GCCACAUUCAGUUCUCUCUCUCUCUCUCUCUCUUUCCCUCGCCAGCUGUUUCAUCUCCGCCUGUCCCUCUAGGCCAUUAACGCCAUUCUGUCUGUACUCAUUCCUCGGAGCCCCUUAGAUCCACGCGAGGAAUUCCCCACAUUGGCGUUGCUCUUUCAGUGAUCUCGCUCCCGAUCCGUUCGUUUCUGCAACCGCUGGAUCUGAAUCUCCGGCCUCAUUUCCUGUAAGUUUAAUCUCCCUGAUCCCGUAAGAUCUUCAAUUCUUCUCAUUUUUGUUCUCCCAGUUAGGAAAUUCAGUAAUCAAACAAAUUGUCGGCCAUUUCAUUAAUUUAUAUUUAUUGUCUACGAUUGCGUGGGAUUUGGGAAUUAGUCUUGCCCGUGACAAUGACGGCGGAGGUGGAUGCUCGUGGAAUUGGUGAGGUUCCAAAGGUCGAAGUUGAGGAGAAGUGUAAUCCGCAGAGAGAAAACAACGGGGUUGAGAUGGUUAAUGGGAACAGUGCGAGUACUAAGGACGACGCCGACGGCUCUUACGUGUUCGUAAGCGGAAGCGACGCCGUUUCUGACGGUCACGUUGAGCUGUCGGAUCUCAAUGGGGAUGGGGAGCACGUGGAGAAUGUCGGUGCUGGUGGAGUUUCCGAGUUGAAGGUGGUUGAGAAUGACGGUGGUUUGGAGGGGUCGGAUUGUGGAAUUAAAGAGGGAGAGGGCGAUGGUAUUAAGGAGGAGAAUGGGGCGGAGGCUGUUGUGGAAUCUGAGCCACAGCUGCUCCAGGUUGAACAGCAAAUCAAGGGUAAUGUUGAGGAGUCUUCUGGGGAUGCCGAAGAGAUUAACAUAUCACAACCUGUGGUUUCGGGUGCUGCUGAGUCUGAAUUAUAUGAAUCAUCGACGCAGGUCGAUGAUGGCAAGGCGGAGGAUAAUAAUUCAAACUCAGCUGCUGCAUCUGAGCCUCUAGAGAUUGAUGGCCAAGAGAAGAAGGUUGAAGAGGAGGAAAGGAAAUCAGAUUCGUCAACGGACAGGAAAGAUAACUACGAAUUUCAUAAUAUAGUUAACGUAGAUAUUCAAAAUGAUUUGGAUCAGGAGAGGGAACCGGAAAUGGAGACCAAUGAGGUUCCUGUGGAAGGUGGUGCACCAGGGGCCCUUGUGGGAGACUUGGAGCAGAACAACCAGGCAACUACUGCUCCUUGUCCUGUUAAUGAUACAGAGUUAGAAAGAGAAUUUGGUAAUAGGGGUGUUGUCUCUGAUGAAAAAGGCGAUGGCUCACCGGCCAGUCAUGCUCAAGACAGCCCUUCAGAAACCGUUGAUGGCCAUCAAAAGGCAGUUGAACAAAAUGGAUCUUCUGAAAACGCCGAAAGCUUGCCCUCCCGAUUUGUUUGUGGGAAUGCAGCUGCUAAUGAGAUUCCUGUAGAAGAGGACUUGAGGGAACAUGAGGUGGACUUGGAACAGACUUCAAAAACAGCUUCAUUUCAAGUAGCUGAUACACAGUUUGAAACAGAAGUUGUGCCUGAUGAAAAUGGAGAUCGCUUGCCUACCGAUCAUGCUCAGGAUGGCAUUUCAGAGAAUUUUUUUGAGAAUGACUUGGUUGAUUCCAGUCAAAACACGCCCGAACAAAAUGGGUCUGCUCAAAAUGUGCAAUGCUUGCCCUCCCCUGUUGCAUGUGAGGGUGUUCCUGUUGAAAGUGGCAAAAGUUUCCCUAGUGCUCCCGACAAUCAUACAGAUGAUGAUGCUGGGAAUGAGGCUUCUCCAAUUACGGAGUUUCCAACUUGUGUUGCCGAUGAUGAGAGUCCAGAGACUGAAGUUGGAAACUUAGAUGCAGAGAGAAGCAAAAGCACUGAUUCUUGUCCCGCUGAUUAUACAAAAUUAGAAAUCCAGGUUGAGAAUAGCCCUGAUGAAGCUAUUAAAAAUGAGAAUGGCCCAGAUGAAACUAUUAAAGCCGAGCAUGGCCCUGAUGAAACCAUUGCAGGUGUGAAUGGCCCUGAUGAAACCAUUGGAGGUAAGAAAGGCCCUGAUGAAUCCAUUGAAGGUGAGAAUGGCCCUGACAAAACCACUGAUUGUGCGAAUGGCCCUGAUGAAACAAUCAAAGGUGAGAAUGGCCCUGACGAAACCAUUGAAGGCGAGAAUGGCCCUGGUGAAACUAUUAAAGCUGAGAAUGGCCCUGAUGAAACAAUUGAAGGUGAGAAUGAACCUGACAAAACCAUUGAAGGCGAGAAUGGCCCUGACGAAACCAUUGAAGGCGAGAAUGGUCCUGACGAAACCAUUGAAGGCGAGAAUGGUCCUGACGAAACCAUUGAAGGCGAGAAUGGCCCUGGUGAAACUGUUAAAGCUGAGCAUGCCCUUGAUGAAACUAUUAAAGCUGAGAAUGGCCCUGACGAAACCAUUGAAGGCGAGAAUGGCCCUGACGAAACCAUUGAAGGCGUGAAUGGCCCUGGAGAAACUAUUAAAGCUGAGAAUGGCCCUGAUGAAACCAUUGAAUGUGCGAAUGGCCCUGAUGAAACCAUUGAAGGUGAGAAUGGCCCUGAUGAAACUAUUAAAGCUCAGAAUGGCCCUGAUUAUACCAAUUUAAGUUACCAUGCUGAUGAUGCAAGAUCAGAAACUGAGGCUGGUUCUGUUGCCAUUGAUUCUGAAGAAAAAGUAUCCGACUUUUCAAGUGUUGACGCGAAGAUAGAAUCUGGGAUUUCAAAUGGGGUCAUUGACUGUGCUGAUGGCCAGUCUCAUUCUGUUUCUGCUACAAUUGUAGAACCUCAUGUAAAUGGUUUGGUUGAAAAUGAAUCCUCUACUAUUCUAGGUGCUGACGUGAAAUCAGAGUCUGAAGUUGAAAAUAUGCCCGCACCAAGUAGCAGGGAUAUACCCCGUGAUGAUGGUACUGAAUCUGAAUCCAAGGUUCCAGAUGCCUCGGCUAAUUUGAUUGAAAGUGCAGUAGUCAGCGUGCCAGAUGCUGUAGAUGUUGAAGAUGGAGUUGAUCAGUUCACGGGUAUAGAUAGUGGUGACAAACCAACAUUUCAAGGAACUGAGGGCACUGCUGUGGUUCACGGUGCUGAAACCUCAAUAACUUCCCCAGAAGAUUCCACCAUUGAUGCUUUGGAAGGACCGUACUUUUUAAUCAGGAUCCCAAGAUAUGAUGAUGGAAACAUAAGAGAACAGAUCAAACAUGCUCAGUUACAAGUUGAUGAGAAGACUCGAAGUCGGGAUGCUAUUCGAGCUGAAAUCCAAAUGAAAAGGGCCACUUGGAAGGAGUAUGGUGAUAAUUUUGAAGCUGCCGUGUCGGAAGAGAAAGCUGCAAGAAACUUGCUUAGGUCCAAACGCCAGGAGAUGGAUUCUGCUCAAUCUGAGAUUAACAGAGUGAAGAAUGCAAUCUCUGUAGAGGAUAUUGAUGUCAGGAUACGCAAUAUGGAACACGCUAUUCAACAUGAGACCCUGCCUCUGCGAGAAGAAAAGCAGUUGAUUCGUGAAAUCAAGCAAUUGAAGCAACAUCGUGAACAGAUUUCUUCUACUAUGGGUGGGCAGGAUGAUGUGCAGCAGGCUUUAGAUCAGAAGGGGCAGAUUGAAGAGCGAUUGAAGUUUCUGAGGAAGGAGCUGGAUAUACUCAGAGACAAUGUUCUGAAAGCUGAAGCUGUCACUAAAGCUGCAAAAAAGAAGUACAACGAGGAAAGUGAAAAAUUGAAUGAAAUACAAGCUCGGUUUAAAGCUGCAGAUGAUAUUCGCCAAGAAGCAUAUGCACAUUUACAGAGCUUGAGAAAACAAUUGUAUGAGAAGACCAAAUACUUUAGGAAGUACAAGGAUGACAUUACGGCAGCGACUGAUUUUGCAUCAAAGGGAAAUCGGGAGGAACUGCAACGGCUUUGUGUUAACCAGGUAGGGAAAGUUAUGGAACUAUGGAACAAAGACGAUGAGUUCCGGAAAGAAUACAUCAGGUGCAACACUAGGAGUACAUUGAGGAGACUGAGGACACUGGAUGGCCGUUCACUUGGUCCUGACGAGGAGCCACCUCAAAUUCCCUAUUUUGUCAAUGACAGGGUGGCCAAGGAUAACUCUCUGUCCCUGCAGUCGGCUGUUGUACAAGAAAAACAAAAUGUACAAGUGGAAGCUGAAAAAGUAAUGGAAAAACCCAUCGCAAAAGCUGUGGAACAAAAGAAUGAGGCAACCAAAUCUAAAAAGCCUGUGAAACCUGCACCUUUGGGGAAUGGAUUAGCAACUAUUUCUGGCAGAGAUGAGAUUAAGGAAGCAAGAGAAGAAGAGCAUAAGCUGACAAAGGAGGAAGAGGAGUUGGCCAGAAAAGCGGAGGAACUGAGAAGGGAAGAGGAAGCAGCCAAGUUGAGGGAGCAACAGUUGUUGGAGGAGAAGGCCAAGGCCAAGGAGGCCCUGGAGAGGAAAAAGCGAAAUGCAGAAAAGGCCCAAGCCAGGGCUUUGUUAAAAGCACAGAGGGAGGCUGAACAGAAAGAGAAGGAAAGGGAAAAGAAAGCAAGGAAGAAGGAAAAAAAGAAGGUUGCCGCAGUAGAGGCCAUUGAUGGUGCUAAUGAAGGAGAAUCUGCUCCAAGCUCUGAAACUACAACUGAAACUCCCAGCGAGUCUGAAACUGGGGAGAAGCCCUUGCUAGUAACAAAGAGGUCCCAAAGACCGUCACAAUUUAUUAAGCCGCAGACGAAGGCAAAAGCUAUUCCUCCGCCCCUUCGCAGCCGCAAUAAGAGAAGGAUGCAGCCAUGGAUGUGGGUCCUCCUUGCUGCAUUGGUUGUUUUUGCCUUAUUUUUGGUGGGGAACAGCGGCUUCUCUUUUGAUUUUGGGCUGCUGCAAUGGUCUGGUUUCUGAAUACAAUCUCAAUACAUCAUAUUAACUAGGUACCGCUAUAGAGAGGUUUGGUGAGGUAUUUCGUAGAUAUAUAUCUAUCUAUCUAUAUAUAUAUAUAUAUAUAUAUAUAUAUAUAUAUAAGCAAUUCUUUCUUGCUCUUCCCAGGAUUUGUUUUCCUCUAGUUCUAUUGAGUUAACUAUAAGUGGCUUUUUUCUUUCACACACACCACAAUAGAUUUGGCUUCCUGUUAAUUGCGUUUGUUAAGAACAAGAAACUUUUCGAGUGUUGUUUCCAUUAAUAUAAUAAUAAUAAAUAUGGUGAUUUUAGCUUUA
Molecule: messenger RNA, 5107 nt
Organism: Corylus avellana
Lineage: Eukaryota; Viridiplantae; Streptophyta; Magnoliopsida; Fagales; Betulaceae
Product: calponin-like domain protein
Source: RefSeq, a predicted model, not a curated record